Paraglomus occultum is the source of this 1449-nucleotide messenger RNA. The record is from the annotation of a GenBank genome assembly. NCBI's taxonomy places the organism in Eukaryota, Fungi, Glomeromycota, Glomeromycetes, Paraglomerales, Paraglomeraceae.
AUGGGCAAUCUCUAUCAAUUUCCUGGUGAUUUUGGUAAAUGGGUGAACAAGUUACAAGAGACAUAUGGCGACAUGUUCGAACUCUAUAUUGGUAGAGAACGCAACAUUUGGCUCAAUCGUGGCGACAUUGUGGAGAAAAUGAUGAUAAACUCUCCAAGGAAUAUUUAUUUGCUGAGAAUGAAUCCUAACGAUGGAUUAGACGAGAUGGAUUUGACAACGAAAGGAUUGGCUUUUAACAGAAAUUUAAAAAAUUGGAAAUUGUACCAGAGCGUGCUGAAUAAGUCUUUGGUUGCACCCGAAUUUCAAAAGGAGACUUUGAAUCUUUUACAGAAAGCUUUUAAAGAAAUGGAAGGCUAUUGGGAAAAGUUGGGGCCUAAUGCCAUCAUCGACGUUCCGCAAUGGAAUUUGAACUUGAUUGGCGAUGUUAUUAUUAAAUUGACUACUGGCAGAAGUCCGUAUUCUCUGACAACAUACUUUAAUGAAGUGUACAAGGGUGAGAAGGCUCCAUACCCUAAAUCAACUCCAUGGGAAGAAACAGCAAAAAUUCUCAAGUGUCUGGAGACGUAUUUUACAGCCGUUCAAUAUUUUUUGUUUAUGCCAUCGAUCUUCAGACACUCUUUGUUUUAUCCAAUGACUAAAAGUCUACUCAAAUCUAUCAAUUGGAAGCAGGAAAAACUGAAAGAGAUAAUUAAGGACAGAAGACAAGAAAUUGCAAUAACUGAUGUUUCAGAGCCUUUGAGAGCGGAUAUAUUGACCAUGUUUAUUACGGCUAACACGAGCAGGAGUAUAAUAGGCAAAACUACAAAAGACGACGAAGCUCGACCAUUAACAGAUGGCGAGAUCGAAGCUAUUUUGUGGGAGACUAUUGGGGGGUCAAUUGAUGUGACGGCACACGUGCUUGGUUAUAUUGUGGAGUACAUGUCAAGACAUCCAGAGGCGAAAGCAAAGAUGAUAACUGAAAUUGACUCUGUAUUCAAUGGCAACACUGAACGGGCUAUCACUUUGGAAGAUUUAGAAAAGCUCAACUAUUGUGAGGCCAUUAUUAAUGAAACUCUCCGCUUAAUUCCGACAGGUCCUCUGUCGUUCCGCAUAAACGCAGAAGAAGAUGUAAUUGGCGGCCAUAUAUGGAAAGAGGGUACUCAGUUCGCGCUCAAUUAUCAUGGUAUGACGACGAAUAAAUCCGACUGGACUGAUGCCAAAAAGUUCCAACCCGAGCGAUUCUUAUCUUCGGCGGCAGUGAAGAAAAUUGCAUUCCUACCAUUUGGUGCUGGUGCUAGAGCAUGUCCGGGAAAGAAGAUAGCCUAUGACAUAUUGAAGACUGAAAUGGCAUUACUUUAUAGAAAGUAUGAGGUGGAUUCGAUUGACCCGACUGCAGAGAUCAAGUAUCAUUAUAAUGUGGUCAACGCCUGUGAUUCUGGUAAAGUUUAUGUUAGAGAGAGAAAUGGUUGA